Messenger RNA from Blepharisma stoltei, 2946 nucleotides. The record is from the annotation of a GenBank genome assembly. NCBI's taxonomy places the organism in Eukaryota, Ciliophora, Heterotrichea, Heterotrichida, Blepharismidae.
AUGGAUUACCAAAUAUCAUCAAGUACUCAAAGCAGCACUUCGCUCCAAACAAGAUACCAAUAUACAAAAGAGAUGAAUAAUAUAAUCAAGAAGACUAACUCAAUUAUUGCAAGACUUACAAAAGCUUCGCCUAAAACUUCAGAAACUCCAACAAAUUUCACUUUCAGUUUGCCAUGCUCUCUUGUUUCAAAGGAAAAAAUACAAAGUCUCCAAAUAUUUAUCGUUCAAAUAGCUAUAUUUGAAACUCUUAUCAAAAUAAGAAUAUAUUUCACCGUCAGAAAUGAGCCCUUCAAAUUCGCAGAUCCAAACCUCAAAGAAAAAGCAUUGAUCAUGAUUUCCAUUGUCAAUGCAAAUCUUGAUAUUGGAUAUUUCAACAUCGUUGGCAAAAAUCAAUUCCUCCAGCUCGAGCUCUCCCUAAGAUAUUUCCAACUUGAUUGUCCAGAUAUCGAGAAUGUUAUAAUGGCUUAUAUCAAGAAAGCAACUCUUAUAUACAAUGAACAUGUCCAUCAGUUUUAUUUCUUAAUUGAAAACACAAACAAUGGACUUGACCCAAGCAUUAAAUCAAAAAUUUAUUCAGAUGGGCAAGGAAAAUAUGAUAAUAAAAAUAUAGAGUCGUCUUCAAGCGAUUCUGAAGAAGAAAAUUCGACAUAUGAGCAAGAUUCUUCAGUUAAUUCAAAUUCUAUGCCAUCAAUUCAGGAAGCUGGAACUUCAAAAUCAUUAGUCCAAAAUUUAAUAAAUAAAGAUCAAUUUUUAAAGCUCUACUUUGAAAAUGAAAAACCAAAUCCAACUGGCCCUGAAUUUAUUUAUAUGCAGCUAUAUAAUUUUUUAGAAAUAAGGGAAACACCAGAAGAAUUGCUGGAAGCCAUUAUCUCUACAAUUAUCGAAAUGUUUGAGCAUUUAUUUGAGUUUUUAUCAUUUCCAGCGCAAAAUAUUGUAAUUUAUGGAUCAGAGAAGGACGGUUACAAUUUUUGUUUUAUCCCUGACAAUAUUAAUAAAGUGGCUAAAUCUCCCUUCGGUGAGUGGGCAAAAAGUCUUGCUCACCAUAGGAAGAGGUUUUUUGUUUUAAAAUUUAAAAUCAAUUUAAUUUGUGAAAUUUAUGUUUUAAAAUGCAAGGUAUUUAAAAUUUAAAAGAAUUAGCUAGAGAUUUUAUUAUAAUAAUUAUCACUUAUGUGUCAAGUGAUUUUUCAUAAAAAGAAUUUAUAAUAAAAUAAUUUCUGUUUGCUCAUGUACUUUGGAUAAUAGAGUUUUUCCAAUGGCUUUGUUUGCUCAUAGCGAGGAGUAGAAUUCGAGAUAGAGAUGAAAAUGACUUCAUGGCCUUAAAAGAUUAUGAAAGGAAGUUAAGAUGAUGGUAUUCUCUUUUAAUGUCAAAAAUAUUAGACAUUUUCUAUAAUCCCAGCUAUGAAAUUUUAGACUGUGACUUAAUUCCAUCUCUCGAUUUUAAAUACCCAAAAUUAAUUGACGAAGAAAGGCAUAUUGGACAAGGAGGAUUUGGAGAUGUGUACCAAAAUGAGCUUCAUGGAAUGAAUGUUGCUAUAAAAUUCGCAAGAGAAGUUAAAGAAGGAAAUGGAAAAGCAUUAUCCAGACUUCAGAAAGAAUUAGUAAUAAUGAAAUGCCUUUGCCAUGAAAAUAUAAUUAAGUGUUAUGGGUGUGUUAAAGUGGAGGAUAAAUUAGGCUUGGUGCUAGAGUUCUGCUCCAAUGAAACAUUAAGCUCAUUUAUCAAAAAUCAGCCUAGAGCAGAUCUUAACUCGACUCUCUCCAUGAAUGAGCAAAACUAUGGAUAAUUCUCUAUUUUUUGCGGAAAAAUCCUCAUGUUGAAAACAAAAAUUGAUAUAUAAAUUAUAAUUACUAUAAUGAAAUUUUAAACAAUUGGGGAGUAAGAUAAGACUCGAAAGACUACAUGGAGUCAUAAAAGGUUUAGAGUUUAUGCAUUAUAAAAACAUUUGCCAUUUUGAUAUAAAGCCGCAAAAUAUAUUUUUUGAUGAAAAUAACACUCCGAAAAUAGCUGAUUUUGGAAUGAGUGAGUUUUUAGGUGAAGGAAUGAAAAUAAGCCCAGGAUUUACAUUGCAUUAUUGUUCCCCAGAGCAUAUUAAAGGAAACAAUCCUACACAGAAAGCAGAUAUAUGAUCCUAUGGAAUGACGACUUAUGCUGUAAUUAUAAGAAGAUCACCAUUUGAUUAUUUGAAAAAAAAUAAUCAGUUAGAACCUAAAUUCCCUCAUCCCGUUAGCAAGCAAGUGUUUUGCGCCCUCAGGGAUUAAUAUUUUUUUAAAAUUAUAAAUUAUUUUUAAGAUUUAUAAAGUUCUGAAUGAGCAAGCUUGAAAGUAAAAGCUUAAUAAAAUUUAUUAGUUUAUGUAUUAUAAUUUAAGCUGUUUAAAAUUACAUAAAUUUAGUUAGACAUUGUAAUAUAUAUUAUUACUUAUAAUAUCAAAAUAUUUAUAUUAAAUGAAUUUAUUUGAUACUCAGAUAUUAUUUUUUCAAAGGGUAGGCAUUUCCAUUUGUUCUGCUCGCUCGCGGAGGUGAAAUGAGGAAUUUUGUGAAAAACUAAAAGCGAUGGAAAGGCCAGAAAUUCCUGAAAUGAUUCAUAAUAAAUUGCCACAGAUAGUAAAUUUAAUGGAAUGCACUUGGUAUACAGAUCCAGAAAGCAGACCUUCUGCAAAAGAAAUAAGAUUGACAUUGGAAAAAUGGAUAGCAUCUUUUAAUAUAGGCUACUACCGAAAAUUUCCCCGGCAAGGGUGUAAGGAUAGAGAGCUUAUCUCUCCAGUUGGUCGGCCAACUCAGGUUGGUUUGCCUGACUGAAGAGUUGAAAUUGAACCACAAGAGGUUCAUUUGCCAACUCUUCAGCUGGCUUGACCAAUCUAAAUUGGUCAGACCAACUGGAGAUUAGAGCUCUCCAUACUUACGCCCUCGUCAGGCAAUUUUAGUUAAUUACCUAUAAUCGAAGAAACUAA